This is a messenger RNA of Cadophora gregata, 1154 nucleotides long. RefSeq lists its product as uncharacterized. The transcript is spliced from 2 exons. Bases 572 to 802 code for a protein of 76 amino acids. Lineage: Eukaryota; Fungi; Ascomycota; Leotiomycetes; Helotiales; Ploettnerulaceae. The record is from RefSeq and is a predicted model, not a curated record.
ACCUCGUCCAAUCUCUUCUCUUUUGGGCUGUCAAUUCGACGAACAUAGAUUUGAGUGAUGAGCAGAGCUGAACAGUUUUACAAUAGUAAUAGUGCCUAUUUAUCGGAGCCGAACGUUGUUCCCCUUUGUUUGUAGUAUCUCCUGUCAUUCCACGGAAGGUCGGCAGGUAACUUCGAGGUAGCUGGAUAGCUGAUGGUAUUAGUUCUGAGAGCAAUGGUACUGAAGAUAUGUAUAUAUUCCCCUCGUGAACUCAUCCGUAGCAUCAAAUCAUUCAACAACUCAUCUUCUCUUCAUUCACCUCAGUAGCAUCACAGUCGAUCAAAAUCUCUUCCGAAACAGUAUCCAACCGCAACUAUGCAACUUCAAUCUACUUUCUUUGCUAUCAUGGCGACAAACAACUGUUCUCAAGCUCAUGGCGACCCGACAAGUCGUCAAUCACUUUAAGUACGAACAUCUUGGAGAGAGUUUCACAUACCGCCGAAGGUGACAAAGUUUCCAGCGGCGACGUAUCAGCUACACCAGAAAAUAUCCAGCAGAGAAGUCUCCGGCGGCAAGAUCCAAUGUAACACAUAUGUACGGCGACGCUGCUGGGACACUAUCUGAUGCUGCUCCUCAGGGUCAUCCAGCUAUUCUCAACGGCGGAACGGAAGUUGCGAACGAUGGCCUACCAGUGGCACCUCGAUAUUUCCGGGGCGAGGCUGACAUCUCUGCACCCGCCGCGGGACCUGGAGAAAUUGAAGAAGUUAUCCGACUGCCUGGUCUUGAUGUUCCAGAAGUGCUUCUUAUGGACUGGUCUUCCUAAACCAACCCGGAGUAAUGAAACCCCUUGAAGAUGCGGAUCGGGCAUAGGCCGAGCAAGAACCUAAGUUUUCAUUUUCCGAGGCUUUCGGCAACAGUGACGCUUAAUAAAUCCAGUCACAUGAGCUCGAGCAUUGCUGGAUAGUAGAGGACUGAUGCACGAUAGAUUCAACAUCACCCAAAGCAUAGUGGAGGAUAGGAUCGCUCGAGAGCCUAGAGAGGCGAUGUUGUAAUAUUAGAUCACUUCGGCAGCAUGAUAGUCUUAGGAAAGACCCGGGCUGAGAUUUCUAGCUAGCGAUUCACGACGGUGCGCGCUAUGGACGGGAACAAAUAGAUCACACAGCUUUGAAUUCCUG